AUGUGUGAUAUUUGUGGAGACGUUCUAGAAAUUAUUGAUUCUCGGGAUUUAAGGGUAAAUGAUAAAAAUGGCGUCCGGCUUUCAAAGAAAGAAAUCAUGUCUGUCAUAUUAUAUUCUCAACUUUGGCAACAACAGAGGCAAUGCAUGUGCUGCUACGCCGACAUAAAAAACUUCGGCCGUUUCAACAACGUAAUACAGUUGAUAAUAGCCCAGUCUAUCCGCCUGGUUGAAACAUUAGUCCAUGACAGCAAGAAUCAGCCACAAGAUGAAGAUGAGGUCGAUGUUACCAGUCUCGAUCCGGGUUCCAAAAUGUCCACCAGCAUUUCCAAUGAAGACAAUGAGAAAUCGGAAUAUGAUGAAUCCUCUAAAAAUUGGUCACUCGAAGAGAAAGAUCGCCUGUUUCAGUUUGUUAACAGACUCUUCUUGCUGAACUUCCCCCUGUACCUUGCAUUCAAACAUCGCAUCCCAACGACAUUCGAGGAGCUAGCCAAGCAGGACGCUAGUGUAUUGAAUGACUAUUGUGAACUUAAUGAUUCAGAGGUGCCACUACUUCUGCUACGAAAUGUUUGCUACUUCUGUGAUAGUAAUGGCUUCCAGGCCAUGGCCCGCUGCUUCAGAGAGGCCGAUCCUCAGUCAUUGCAACCUGCUAUCGCCAAUUCGUUGGCUGCCAUCUGUGCCAAUCUUCGAAUGUGGUUGAACCCGAAAGCAUUUGCUCGUUUCAUAGUUCCUAUCCGCUCGUACAUGAUCAACUACCUCUGUCAGUUUAGUGAGAAAGAUCUCCGAACAGCAGUCGUCAGGAACAUGUCUGAGCUGAUCUGGCAGGUUCUCAAGGAGACGGCCAGAGGUGAUGCGCUUGUUAGCACGGCCCCCGCUGAAGUCAGCACGUUGUCCUUUUUUAACUUUGAUCGCGAAGGACUCGAUCUGGCUGUCAAAUAUUUUGUUUGUUCAACUCUGACACUCAGGCUCUCUGGAUUGAACCAGAUUAAUAGUCAGGUGAGUGUACUGAGUGAACUUAUACAAAACGAGUCGAUACUGGCUAAUGAUUCAGUUGUCAAUCAACUGGCCGAUUGGCUAAUCGAAAAUAAAAUCAUUGAGGAAAUAUUUGGUCCCAAUCUACACGUAGAGAUUAUAAAGCAGAGUCAAGUGAUCCUAAACUUUCUCGCUAUGGAGUGCAGACUGACCAAUCAACACAUUGAUGCUAUCUGGGCUGCCACCCAAUUGAAGCAUUGUGGCAAGCAAGUUUUGGAUGUUCUGUUGACCAUAGUGAAGAAUUUUGACCUGCUAACUGCCCACUACCUUCACUCACUCAUGAAAGAGUUGGACAUAUCCAUGCACAAUGAACAGACGCUGCUACUGGCUUCUUCCCUAACGAAGUUAGUGUGGCUGGGGGCUCUUGCAAGCUCAGCGACAACCACCGCAGUGGCAACAACCUCAUCCAUGAUAACUCAUCAUCCGACCUUGGCCUUCGUUCCUCGGGGUCAUGGGUCACAGUCACAAUUUUUUGCAGCUGUUACUGCUCAGGAUAUUCCGGAUGAGAUGGAAUUAGUUGCAGGGGAGAUAUUGAAACACGCCUCCAAACUGAACUUGAAUGGUAGGAGGCGCAACAACAGCAGCAGGUCGCAGAGCGAGGAGGAAGAGGAGGAAGAUGAGGUCAUAGGUCACGUGGAUGCCGAAGACGAUGACGAAGAUGACUUAGAGAUGGGCGAGAUAAAAAGUCAGCAACUUCAUCUUCAUCAGCAGCAGCAACUUCAGCCACAACGUCACGUCGGUGGCAACAGCAGCAACACUAACAUCAGUAACAUUCACAUAAAUCAAGCUUUGGCACUGCAGCACAAACACGAUCAACAACAUCAGCGCCAUCACCACGGUCAGCUCAUUGGUCACUUUAGCCAUCAUCGUCAUCAUUCACUUGUGUCAACCUCUCUGGCCAAACAACAUUGGAUCAAUAAGAAAGGAAAGAGAAACUUGAAACAUGGUGUUCAAUCAGAAGAUAGAAUCAUGUUCUCCAAGCAUGUUGCCAACCAAGAUGACGACGACGAAGAGGACGAAGAUGAUGAUGAUGACGACGACGAAGAAGAUGAUGAAGACGACGACGACGACGAUGAUCCUGAAAACUCUGAAAGCAGUAACAAUGCAGAAGAUGAUGAGGAAGACGAUGACGAUGAUGAAGAGGAUGAUGACGACAACGAUAUGACUGUCUCCAAGAAAAAAUCACAACGCCCCGCUGGUAAAGGUUUGACAGAAAAAAUGCUGCACGUAUCAAGGAAGCAUCUUCUUCAGCAGCAGCAGCAGAGAAAGAAAAAGAUGGAUUCAAGGUAA
Helobdella robusta is the source of this 2319-nucleotide messenger RNA. RefSeq lists its product as hypothetical. The coding region runs from base 1 to 2319 and encodes 772 amino acids. NCBI's taxonomy places the organism in Eukaryota, Metazoa, Annelida, Clitellata, Rhynchobdellida, Glossiphoniidae. The transcript has 12 exons. The record is from RefSeq and is a predicted model, not a curated record.